AUGGCAGAAUUAGAUUGCAAAAUUGUACAGGACCUGACUGCGGUGGUUCAUAUACUUCUCGAGCAGAGGCAGGGAAAAUUUCAAACCAUGUCAGACCAGAUAAUUGGCCAAAUUGAUGAUAUGAGCAGUCACAUAAGUUAUCUGGAAAAAAACAUCACUGACCUUAUGACUCAAGCAGGGAUGGAAGAAAUAGAAAGGGAAAACAAAAUACCUAUCUAUGACAUGUAA
Gracilinanus agilis (Agile Gracile Mouse Opossum) is the source of this 228-nucleotide messenger RNA. RefSeq names its product heat shock factor-binding protein 1-like. Gene Ontology annotation, biological process: cellular heat acclimation. The transcript has a single exon. The coding region runs from base 1 to 228 and encodes 75 amino acids. NCBI's taxonomy places the organism in Eukaryota, Metazoa, Chordata, Mammalia, Didelphimorphia, Didelphidae. The record is from RefSeq and is a predicted model, not a curated record. Gene Ontology annotation, cellular component: nucleus; cytosol. Gene Ontology annotation, molecular function: transcription corepressor activity.